AAAGUAAACUAUCACUUGAGUUUGUGACAAUGGACGACAACGACUUUAACGCGAUCUCACGUUUUCUGGUGGAGAGGCAAAGAAUCCGCCGGGGAAACUCGUCUCUGUCAAACUGGGUUGUUGACCUCUUCCGGAAGAAUCCGAGGUAUAUAUGUGACCCUUCCAACCCUCAAUUCGCCAUGGUUCAUUCCGGAACCGAUGAUUCUAGCAGAGUCCAUGGAUGUGCAUCUGGUUGCUGGAGGAUCAUAGGUAGAGCUGUAGUGUUAAGAUCGAAUCUUGGGCAGAAAAUUCUAGGAAUCAAGAGGAUUCUCAAGUUCUGCGAACAGCGAAAGCCUAGAGAGUACAGGCGUCAGGCGAGUGUGGGUGAUGGAAGAAUACACACUUCCAAAAGAUUGGGGAAAGGAGGAAUGUUAUGUUUUCACCAAGGUCACAUGCAUGUUUCAAGCAGAGCUUAACAUAUUGCUCGAUAAGCACUUCUCACGCCUAUGUGUUUCAAGAGGUACUAAGUCAUGGAAGAGUACUAUCCCUAAAGAACAGCUCAGCUUGCCCGUUUAUGGAGUCGCUUUGGCUUCUGUAGAGAGGCAAGAUCGUUAUUAUGCAGAUACUAUCAUGAAAUCUUGGGGACCGAAAUGGCCAACCUACGCCACCAACGACGUCUACUCAAAGUUCCCUUCAGAUCUUGUCGACUUUAAAGAUCCCAAGUCCUCUACAAACGGAUAUUGUUUCUAUGUCAACAAGUUUGAUGCUGGUGUUGAGACAUGUGAGUGGCUGAUGACCCCGCAAGAUGAAGAUAGGAUGAUCUAUUCUAAGGUAACCGGGAAGAUCGUGGGAAAGGUGAGGACUUUUACUUGUUUGGAAUCAGUUAGUAGAGAAGAAGAAAUGGUUAGUUGGGUGAUGGAGGAGUAUUCAGUAUUGAUGAAUAUGAAGAAGGGGAAAGUAAUCUGUGUAAUCAAGCAAGGACGUUAUAACAGAUAGAGGACGUCAAGUGGUUGGGAGUGUUGGUGAUUAAAUCUUCGGUGAUAAUCAGUCUUUUACCUUCUUGUUGUAUAAACAGCUUUGUUUUUAGGUUCUUUGGUUUCCUUAAACCAGCAUUUCUAGUGUUUGGGUCGAUCUUUAGAGUAUGUUAGGGACAUGAGAUCUUCAGCUUCCACAUUCUUUUGAUUUAUAUAGU
Messenger RNA from Brassica napus (rape), 1171 nucleotides. RefSeq lists its product as uncharacterized. Gene Ontology annotation, molecular function: DNA binding. Lineage: Eukaryota; Viridiplantae; Streptophyta; Magnoliopsida; Brassicales; Brassicaceae. The record is from RefSeq and is a predicted model, not a curated record. The transcript has a single exon. The coding region runs from base 30 to 455 and encodes 141 amino acids. Gene Ontology annotation, biological process: regulation of DNA-templated transcription.